Cottoperca gobio is the source of this 1034-nucleotide messenger RNA. RefSeq names its product tumor protein, translationally-controlled 1 (gene tpt1). Gene Ontology annotation, cellular component: cytoplasm. The transcript has 6 exons. Lineage: Eukaryota; Metazoa; Chordata; Actinopteri; Perciformes; Bovichtidae. Bases 125 to 577 code for a protein of 150 amino acids. Gene Ontology annotation, molecular function: calcium ion binding. The record is from RefSeq and is a predicted model, not a curated record.
CCCGUGACGUCAGGAGGAUGUAAAUGCUACGCCUCGCAACCUCAUCGCUCUUUUUCCUCUCUCGUGCUGUUAGGGCGGCAGGCCUCUGCUCGGUCUCUGAAACUUUAAACACCUAAUCAGCAAAAUGAUCAUCUACACGGAUGUCAUCAGCGGUGAUGAGAUGUUCUCGGACAGCUUCAAAGUAAUAUCUGAUAACGACAUCUUCUAUGAAGUUGAAGGAAAAGCCGUCACCAGGACAGAUGGCUUUGACGAUUCUUUAAUUUCAGCCAACGCCUCUGCAGAAGAGGCGGCAGAGGGCGCUGAUUCAGCAUCAGUGUCUGGUGUAGACAUCAUCCUCAACCACAAACUGCAGGAGACUGUCUUCGCCAAGAAGACUUACGUGGCAUACAUAAAAAGCUAUGUUAAAGCAAUUAAGGCCCAGCUGGAAAAGACCAACCCAUCGAGAGUGGAGGCCUUUGUACUUUCCAGCCAAACGGAAGUUGCGAAGGUCGUGGGAAAAUUCGGCAAUUACCAGUUCUUCACAGGAGAGACAAUGAACCCAGGAUGGCAUGGUGGGACUGCUGGACUACCGUGCUGACGGUGUCACACCGUACAUGCUUUUCUUCAAAGAUGGCUUGAUUGGUGAAAAAUGCUAACUACCUGGAACUACAUCUGCUUUUAAAUUGGCUGCUGCUCCCCAAAUGCCCCAGGGGCAGUAUUUUUGCAUCAUGAAACAUUCUUGUACAACAUUCACAUUAGGGCCCGCACCACCAUGCCAAGGCUGGGUGACUCGACACCAUUGAUCACUGAAUACUGUUUUUGGCUUUGCAGUGUUUUGAUUUUCCUAGGAUUGACCCAGUUUUUGUGCUUUAAAAUUAAAGGCAGAACAGUGACUGAAUGAUGGGUUUUUUUUUCCCCUCCGUCUGCAUACUAUUUUAGCAAGGAUCUACAUCGGUUGACCUCCUACCUCUUGUUUAUGGUUGCAUAAAAUCUGAUUCCAUCUACAGUGAAAAUACUUCUGGUGUAAUUUGAAAAUAAAAUCUAGUACCACCAGU